CUACUAUAUAGAAAGCCCCUUGUUAUGCUAUAAUGAUUAAGAAUUGUACUAAAGGCACUUUUUAAAAAAUCCAUCAUCUUCAGGAUCCCGAGACCACCCCCCCUCUCCAAACUUUCCGACAAAUCAUGCGUAGACAAGAAAAGAAGUGAGAGGAAAAUGUCAGCAGAGUCAUCUCCUAAGUAUGAAGUAUUCCUGGGCGGGUCAUGCAACCCUACAACGUGGCGACAGAACGUAGCCAUUCCUAUGCUGAGGGAUCAAGGCAUUUCUUUCUAUAAUCCACAAGUGUCUCAUUGGGAAGAAGAAUUAGUUGAGCUGGAAUAUAAAGCUAAACAAACUGCAUCAGUUUUGUUUUUUGUUUUUGACCGCAAUACCCGGAAUGUUGCAUCCAUGAUUGAAGCAGCGUACAUGGCUGGGUGCCGUCGCAAACUGGUGGUUGUCAUGGAUUCCUACACAGGCCCUGGACAGCUCAUCAAUGGGGAAGCUAUUUCUGAACAAGAAUACGAAGAUCUGACGAAUGGCCUUCAUACAGUUCAGGAUGUGGUGGAAUGUCAGGGAAUACCAGUCUUUGGUGAAAUCAAUCAUGCGCUCAACUGUACAGCUAAGAUAUUAAGAGAAAACCUUCACCCUCAAGAUUUGGGUGCAGAGGAUCAUGUUCAGCCUAUUAAAUACCCUUACCUCCAGUUGGGUGAUAAACUUAUAAAACUGCAUGAUGCCUUUGUCAAUACAAACUCAGAGCAAAUAACUUUAGCAGAGGCUCGUGUAGUUUAUAAGGUGGUGACCAAUAAGGAUCUAACUACAGAGGAGCUUCGGGAUAUUGUUGCUGCAAAGAAAGGUAAGAAUAUACAAGAACUAAAUGGUGCAGAGCUCCCACUAAAUGAAGUGUAUCUAACAUUCGAUGAAUUAUGCUGUAUAGUUGCCGAAUUUAAAAACCAAAAUCUAGAAAGCCGGAGACUGUGGGACGUCUUCACUCAUUCUGUACAGAAGGUAUUAGGUUGGGCGCUUCCACGCAGACCGUUACGACAAAUCAGCAAUACUGGUGGUCGAGACAUCUAUUUAGGUGGUUCUAUGGGUAAUAGAGUUACAUGGCGUGAAACUGUUGCCAUUCCUAUGCUCCUGAAACAUGGGUUGUCAUAUUUCAAUCCUGCAGCAGGUGCCUGCUCAGGACGUUUGCUGCCUAUGGAAGCUGCAUUGAUGGAGCAUUCAAGAGUCUUGCUCUUUGUCAUCACUAACACAACCAGAGGUGUCUCAGCCAUGGCACUGGCCUCUCACUACAUUGGGCUUGGUUGUAAUGUCGUAUUGUGUGUCCAGAUGAUAACGGAUGAAUCACUUGUUAAUGGAGAAAGGUUGUCAAGAUCGGCAUUGAAGGAUUACAACAGGGGAAGAAGUUACCUCACUGACCAGGCUAAUAAGGAUGGGAUCCCUGUUUUCAUAAACAUCCAGGAAGCUGUCGAGUGUGCAAUUAGCAAGUGUCUUACGAGAUAGUCAUACAGACAUUAUUCAUAAAAAAAAUUUGUGAUAAAAUAAGUGAUGUUAAAUUGUAAUACAAGUUACUCUUUCUGAUGCACGAAGGACAUCUGACUUAGCCUAAGGCAAGUAUGUUGGUUUUGAAAUUUAACCAAGUGGAAAUUUGGCAAUGAAUUUUGAAACUGCAUUGCUAAUGUUGAAAAAUUUACUUGUGCUGCAAGUAGCUUGAAUAUGAUGAAUGAAAAGGAACUUUUCAUUGUAGUCAAGAAAAAUCAGUGCAUUGUAGGUUGAGGAAGAAAAAGAUCACAUUUGUUCUGUAGAUUUUUCAUUAUACAUUUUUACCUGAUCUUAAGUGCAGCUUUUUGAGACCCUGCAGGCAGCAAGAAUAAUUCUGUGCAGUUAAAAUGUGUUGUGAAAGUCUUAGCCAUAGACUCCUUUGACUUCGGUGAAGUUUACACACACCAUUUAUUUACUAUUUCAUUUAUUUUUGGGUGCAUUUCGUUAAUUCAGCGAGUGCACACAUUUGCUUUCUGACAAAUCCUCAUGAAAAUCAUCAUAUAUGCAGACUAUAAGGUAUUAAUGCUUUGGUGCUAAUGUGAUUUAUCAUGAGGUAAUGUAAAGUACUGUGCCAGUGCAAUCUAUCAAUCCAUUAGUUAUGGGUCCAGAGUGGCAGGAGCCACGUAGAGAAGGGAAACAAAAUUUCAGUGUUGUACGAAUUUGAUUCCUGAAAGACUGUAAAAAUGUAAGUGAUAAUUACUUAAGAACAACUUUAUAUCUUGUUAAAUGAAGUCCAAGUGACACUAUUUUCAUUGCUACAAAUUCAGUUUUGUAUAGCUGAAAUUAAAAUGUGGUUUAAAAAGUUACUGUGGAUCACAUGCCCAUGACAGGGUCAACUAUUUUAAUCCUUUGCUGUAUUCAUCCUUAAAUCAUUACCUAAGGGAUAAAAUAGCUGAUCAUACUACAUAAGCAGUGGACAUAGGAAGACUUCUCAGGUUACAGAAAGAUAUGUAGUCAGUUGUACAUUUGGAAAGUUAAAUAAUCAAUUGAAUGGCUAGUGACCAUUAUAAAACUUUCAAUUGACUAGUAAACAAUCGACUCAUAUUUUGAAUUGAAAUAAGUCUAGCUGUUCAGUUGAUUUUCAGUUUCCAAAAGCAGUCAUAGUUCAUUGUGUGGCCAUUGUUUAGUACAGUGGUGAAAGUGUGCUCCAUUCUGGUUCCAGGAGGAGGCCAAGUACAAUCUCCCAUUGCAGGAAAAUCUCUUAAGAGUUGGAUGCAAUAGUGUAAUUUAAUUCACGUGAGGUAUUAUGUAGGGCCACAUGAGGUAUGUUUCUCAAUGUUUUAAGAUUCUCACUAGGUUGUACAACAUGAUGGCGCAUCACUUACCAAUACAUUCCCAUUGUUAAGUGUUUUAAUGGUGCUUCUAUGUUUUAACAGGGAGGGUUACUGGUACAAGGCAGCUUAAUCUUUAAAUAGCAUUCAGCUUAACACUUUCAUGAUUAAGCUAUAUUUACUGUCAUUCCACUGUUAUGGUGACAAUGAUGUUAAAAAAAAAUCUUCAAAUUGGUCAAUAGUUUUUUUCAUUAUCUCGAGUACAGUACAUUAUAAAAUAUUGAGUUUGAAAAAUUUAUUUUCGUUUUACAAAUUGUUUUGUGCAACUUAUUAACCCUUAAACUGUCCAAGCAGAUCUACGUUUUUUUACACGUUUUCAAAUGUCGAAAAAACGUAGAUCUACGUUUGGACAGUAAGGGUUAAAUAACUUAAAUUUUUUGCUACGACAUACAGUAAUUAAUUUAGUUGGUAUGUAGUAUCCUAUAAAAUAGCUUUAAUUGUGGUAGGCUGAUCAUAUCACAAAAAAUUUUUUGUUAAAAAAUCACUCUUGGUUAAUGACUAAUGAUGCAAUAGAGAGAGAUUACUGUACAUUUUUAUCACCUGUUAAUAAUAUUUCAAUAUUAUGAUGGCAUCUAAGAAAAAUGAAUUACUCAAAUACAUAGAUUAUAUCUUUUAUUUUAAAGGGGUAGCACUAAACUAACUAAGGGGUCAUGAGAAUGGAAGGCAGUUAAUUUGAUCCAAGGAAAGGAAGGUAGCUUCAAUUCUUUGGAUCAAGAGCCUUUCACUGGCAUGGCACCUCCUUUGAAAGGUACAUAAUAAUUUUUUCUUUAACUACUACUGUUGUCUACAUUGUCUUGUUUUCCUACAUUUAAAGCAGGUAAUAUAUGAAAACUUUGCCCAAAUACUGUUACCUUAUCACAUUUAAGCCUUUUAUUUUUGAAGACUGACUCAGCAGUAUUCCUGAUGACUUCUGCAUGUUUCUUCAAAGUAGGAUAGCAAGUCACCACUUGCUUAACAGGCUUCUUGAAAGAAUCUUGAUCACAUCUCUUUUUAAAUUAUCUUU
Messenger RNA from Cherax quadricarinatus, 3855 nucleotides. The record is from RefSeq and is a predicted model, not a curated record. Lineage: Eukaryota; Metazoa; Arthropoda; Malacostraca; Decapoda; Parastacidae.